AUGAGAAAGAGUAUUACUCCAGCUGAAAAGUUAGCAGUGACAUUAAGAUACUUAGGAACAGGGUGUACAUUUAUAGAUUUGCACUACUCGUUCAAACUAGGAGCUUCAACUAUAGGGAAUAUUGUAAGAGAAGUAUGUAUUGCAGUUUGGGAGGAAUUAGCUCACAUUGAAAUGCCAUCUUUGACAGAACAGCUAUGGAAAAAUAAAGCUGAAUUGUUCGAGCAGCGUGCCAAUUUCCCUCUGCUAUUAGCGGUUGUUGAUGCAAAUUAUAAAUUUUUAUACAUCGAUGUCGGGUCUUAUGGGAAGGACUCAGAUUCAACAAUUUUUAAGAAUUCUACUUUUUGGAAUCUGUUAACAAGAAAUGAAUUGAAUAUCUCUGAAGCAUGUCCAAUACAAAAUACUAAUAUUAUUGCAAAUUACGUAUUUGUUGGUGAUGAAGCAUUUGGUCUUUCUGAACAUAUGCUACGUCCUUAUGGGGGAAGAAACUCGACAAGUAAAAAACGUAUAUUUAAUUAUCGUUUAUCCCGUGCACGUAGGUACGUGGAAUGUGCUUUCGGAAUACUGUCCAACAAAUGGAGAAUUUUUCAUCGGCCAUUGAAUGUUAGUACUCGGUUGGCAGUAAAUAUCACUAACGCAUGUUGUGUUUUGCACAAUUUUGUACGUGAAAGAAAUGGAAUCGAUUUUAAAGAUUCCCUUACAGUGGAAGGUUUCGAAGAAAUAGACCCAGUAAUUGCUGAUCGUGGAGGGAGAACAGCUAUUGAUAUGAGGAAUGUAUAUGCUGAUUAUUUUUCUUCAGAAGGAGCAGUUCCAUGGCAACAUAAUAAGUAG
This is a messenger RNA of Metopolophium dirhodum (rose-grain aphid), 828 nucleotides long. RefSeq lists its product as uncharacterized. The transcript has 3 exons. Lineage: Eukaryota; Metazoa; Arthropoda; Insecta; Hemiptera; Aphididae. Bases 1 to 828 code for a protein of 275 amino acids. The record is from RefSeq and is a predicted model, not a curated record.